Molecule: messenger RNA, 933 nt
Organism: Schizosaccharomyces cryophilus OY26
Lineage: Eukaryota; Fungi; Ascomycota; Schizosaccharomycetes; Schizosaccharomycetales; Schizosaccharomycetaceae
Exons: 3
Coding region: 1-933 (310 amino acids)
Source: RefSeq, a predicted model, not a curated record
AUGGAUAAAAUGCGUAAUGCUACUCACGCUGGCUCAUGGUAUAUCGAUAAUCCCACUUCACUUGAGAAGCAACUUGGAGGCUUUACAUAUGCUUCUGAUCCUCCAAUUGAAGGAAAACGAUUCAUAAUAUCACCACAUGCAGGAUACAUGUACAGUGGUAGUACAGCGACUCAGGCGUUCCAAAGAAUUAAUUUUGAAAACAGAAAACGAGUUUUUAUCCUGGGACCUUCACACCAUGUAUUUACUCGAAAGUGUUUAGUGAGUCAAGCCGAAGCUUGCAUAACACCCUUUGGAAAUUUAACAGUAGAUCGAGAAGUAUGUCAGGAUAUUAUUGAGCAAAAUGACAACUGUUUCAAUGAAAUGAGCCUAACGGCCGAUGAAGAAGAACAUAGCAUCGAAAUGCAAUUUCCGCUACUAGCUUACCACCUUCAAAAACAAGGCUGCCUCGAUCGAGUAAAGAUUGUUCCCAUCAUGGUUGGUGCUUUGAGUUCAGAAGCUAUUCAAACAGCAGCAAACAUCCUUUGCAACUACAUUGUAGAUGAAAAAAACGUCUUUAUUGUUUCUUCUGAUUUCUGUCACUGGGGACGUAGGUUUGGUUACACUAUGUACUUGAACGAAACGAAUGAUUUGGAAGAUGCGAUUAUCAGCUUUCGAAGAAGAGGUUCAAUUGAAAAUCCAAAAAUUUAUGAAUCUAUUUCCGCUCUUGACCACAUGGGUAUGAAAAUUAUAUCAACGAAAUCAAGCCGAGAGUUUGGCAAGUAUAUUCGAUUGACCCACAAUACGAUAUGCGGACGUUAUCCUAUUCAGUUAAUUUUAAAGUCCAUGGAGCUAGCUCAAGUGUCCAAUCAAUUUGAGUUUAUUGCUUAUGCUCAAAGUAAUCGUGCUAGAAAUGUGUCCGACAGCAGUGUGAGUUAUGCUGCUGCAAUUGCAUAG